Messenger RNA from Cyclopterus lumpus (lumpfish), 4002 nucleotides. RefSeq names its product spalt-like transcription factor 3a (gene sall3a). Gene Ontology annotation, cellular component: nucleus. Lineage: Eukaryota; Metazoa; Chordata; Actinopteri; Perciformes; Cyclopteridae. The transcript is spliced from 4 exons. The record is from RefSeq and is a predicted model, not a curated record. Gene Ontology annotation, molecular function: DNA-binding transcription factor activity, RNA polymerase II-specific; RNA polymerase II cis-regulatory region sequence-specific DNA binding. Gene Ontology annotation, biological process: regulation of transcription by RNA polymerase II. The coding region runs from base 1 to 4002 and encodes 1333 amino acids.
AUGUCCCGACGCAAGCAAGCCAAGCCGCAGCACCUCAAGUCGGACGAGGACCCGGCGAUAGCCGGCGUGAUCUCCGAGCACGCUCGAGGCGAGGUGCUGGAGGAUGCCGACAGCGGGAAUGAGAGCCGCAGCGGCAGUGAGGAGACGCACGUGUGUGAAAAGUGCUGCGCCGAGUUCUUCAAGUGGUCAGACUUCUGUGAACAUUUACAGAGUUGCACCAAACACCCCCUGGUGCUCAUUGUGAAUGACAAUGAAAGCACACCUAACCCCUCCCAAGAGUACCCUACGGAGCUCUCCCCUGUACCCAGCUGCUCUAGUGAGCAGGCUGACAGCGAGGACCCUAGGGAGGGAAACCACAGUUCUGCUGGUGAGGGGGAUGACAUCCCAGAGCCAGCAACAAUAAAUGGGGUCAAUGUCCUAGAAAAAGAGGACGAGCCGAUGGAGCUAGAGCUAGCACCAGAAAAAAACAUGGAUCCCGAAGAGACAGACGUGACAUCUCCGGAGCCAGACGGCUCCCUACCUCAGCUCGAUGAUGUCGUCCCCUCCUCUGUUACAAACUACGCCAUGCCAAGCACCAAUGUUACCUUGGAGACCCUGCAUGGCACCCGGGUUGCAGUUGCCCAGUUUUCACAGAGCGUACGGGCAGCAGUGGGCAGCGGGGUCUCCACCAUGGCUAUUCCCAUGAUCCUGGACCAGCUGAUGGCCCUCCAGCAGCAGCAGAUACACCAGCUGCAGCUGAUAGAACAAAUACGCAGUCAGGUGGCUCUGAUGAACAGACAGUCUGACUCACAGCCUGCUCUAAACCACCAUCACAGUAAUGUUGCUGGAAACCAGGGGCCUGUAUCCUCCUGCGCCCCUACUGUCGCAAGUCAGCUUCAACUACACAACUUCAUCACUCCCCCUGUCCAUCAGCUGCCUGUCAGGCUGCCGGCCACACUCAGUGGUCAAGGCCCUUCCCCCCUGACCUCAGUGAUAGAAGGACCCCACUCUCAAACACCACAAAGUAGCAGUCAACAGUCUAACUCUUCAAUACCCAACAUGUGCUCAAAUAACUUGGUGUUUUCCUCACCCAGUAGAAGUGGAUUGUCAUCUCUACUUCCCUCCGGCUCAUCUUCCGUAACAAACAAUAUUAGCACUAGUUGUAGUGCAACAGGAGUUGGUGGCAUCAGCAGCAGCUCAGCUCUUCCCAGGAACUCCACCACCCCUCCCUCACUCAGCCACAGCAGCCUCCUGAGCUCUGCCUCCAGUCUACCGCUAAUACCUCACAGCUCACCCAGCAGCGUUAUCUUCCCCAACCCGCUGGCCAGCAUAGCAGCCACAGCCAACGCCCUUGACCCCCUCGCUGCUCUGAUGAAGCACCGCAAGGGGAAGCCCCCAAACGUGUCUGUGUUUGACACUAAGCCCAGCUCUGAGGACCCCUUCUUCAAGCAUAAGUGUCGGUUCUGUGCCAAGGUGUUUGGCAGUGACAGCGCCCUACAGAUCCACCUGCGAUCGCACACAGGAGAGAGGCCCUUCAAAUGCAACAUAUGUGGCAACCGUUUCUCCACCAAGGGAAACCUGAAAGUCCACUUCCAGAGGCAUAAAGAAAAAUACCCACAUAUUCAGAUGAACCCCUACCCUGUGCCAGAGUACCUGGACAACGUGCCCACUAGCUCAGGCAUCCCAUAUGGAAUGUCUUUGCCCCCAGAAAAACCUGUAACCACAUGGCUAGACAGCAAACCUGUCCUCCCCACGGCUCCCACCUCACUCGGACUCCAGCUGCCUUCCACACUGCCGAGUAUGAUGGGAGGUUUUGGUGAGUCUCCAAGCCUCACACCGCUCAACAGGUCCCCUCAGGGGCCAUCUCCACCAUUGAGCGAGUGCGCAUCUUUAUCCCCUAAUAUUUUUAUCAACUCCGGCAUGACCACUACUUCACCUUCCCCAAAACCCUUUCUAGGGAGUGAUGCGCCGCCUCUCUUGAAAUCUGAAGGUGUUCUCCUUCCACCAAGCUGCUCUAGGCCAGGAGAGAACACCACCACCACAACUACACUAAGUCAAGUGGUCCUUUCGUCGACUGUCAACUCCCCCACAUUGUCCAGCAGUGGCCAUGACAGUGAACCCAUCACUAGCCCUAAUUCUGCUUCUAACCCUGUCUCGCAUCCUGUCCUUCCAAUGCUCUCAGACCAGUUCAAGGCCAAGUUUCCUUUUGGAGGCCUCCUAGACUCUAUGCAAACCUCAGAAACAUCCAAGUUGCAGCAGCUUGUCGAGAACAUUGACAAGAAGAUGACUGACCCAAAUCAGUGUGUCAUAUGUCAUCGCGUUCUGAGCUGCCAGAGUGCUCUCAAGAUGCACUAUCGUAUCCACACUGGCGAAAGGCCUUUCAAAUGCAAGAUAUGUGGGCGGGCAUUUACCACUAAGGGAAACCUGAAAACCCACUUUGGUGUCCAUAGAUCUAAACCCCCACUUCGGGUACAACACUCCUGCCCUAUAUGUCAGAAGAAGUUCACCAAUGCCGUUGUGCUGCAGCAACACAUCCGCAUGCACAUGGGGGGGCAGAUCUCCAACACCCCGAUCCCUGAAAGCCUGCAAGAGAUGGACACUGACCUAUCCUUUGACGAGAAGAGUUUAGAUGCGAUGAGUAAUUACGAUGACGAUCUUCUGGACGAAAUGGAGCAAGCUAUGGAAGAUGAACCUGACUUUAAAGAGGGAGAAAUAGACCCAUGUAAACCUUAUUCACCGGGGAGCUCCCCACCAACUUCCAUCAUCUCCAGCAUCACUGCAAUGGAGAACCAGAUGAAGAUGAUCGACUCCACUGCCAGCAUGACACGGUCUUUUGGCCCAAACCAUACGCAGAAUGGCAUCAGCUUUGGAGGAGAGAAUGAUUGCUUUGCCACCGAUUCCCUGUCUGCCUUGGGGGAUGCUGAAGGUCAAAGCUUGGGGAGCCCUGCUUUCUCUGAGUCCUCUGGCUCGAUGCAGCAUUUGUCCCCAGCUCACAGCCAUUCUGAGAGCCUGCGAUGCAAGUCCCCAGCUACAUUCAACAACAAUAACAACAGCAGUGCCACGACAAUAGACGAGUGCCAGGAGAACAAUACAUCUGGCCUGGCGACAGUGAAGUCGGAAAAAUCAGAGACCCCAUCUCCGCUUUCUGCAACUGAAGGCACUGGGGCCCUUGACCUGACUGCCACUCAACCUGGCAGGCACUUUAUCAAGGAGGAGAGCCACUUCAGCAUGCUGUUUCUAAAUAGAGAUCGAGGGCUAAGCACUCCUAAUUUGGCCAGCACUGCAUCGAACAUGAUCAAAAUGGAAAUGAAUGGACACGGCAGGUCGGUGUCUCUGAGCGACAACUCGCACAUGCCGGUGGGGAUCCAGGUUCCUGCUGCGGCACCCCACAGCAACAUGAGCCCCAGCCUCAACCCCAUGUUGGCUCCCCCGCCUCCACGACGCACUCCUAAGCAGCACAACUGCCACUCGUGUGGGAAGAAUUUUUCCUCAGCCAGUGCUCUGCAAAUCCACGAGCGCACACACACUGGGGAAAAACCUUUCGCCUGCUCUAUUUGCGGAAGGGCUUUCACCACAAAGGGCAAUCUGAAGGUUCACAUGGGAACUCACAUGUGGAACAACGCUCCGGCCCGAAGGGGUCGGCGGCUGUCUGUGGAGAAUCCCUUAGCCUUGCUGGGCGGGGAUGCCAUGAAGUUCAGCGAGAUGUUCCAGAAGGACCUGGCGGCUCGGGCCAUGAACGUCGACCCAGGAUUCUGGAACCAGUACGCGGCCGCCAUCACCAACGGGCUGGCGAUGAAGAACAAUGAGAUCUCCGUGAUCCAAAACGGAGGCAUCACCCAACUGCCCGUCAGCCUCGGCGGUGCAGGAAUCACUUCGUUGGGCGCCAUGCCGGGAGGGAUGGGCCGCGUUCACGCCAGAAGCAGCCCACUCAUGACGGAUUUGGAGAAAGCCGGUCUGGAUGUCGGGGCCAACCGGCCCUUCUCCAGAUUUAUGGAGGAGAACAAAGAGAUUGGGAUCAAUUAA